Molecule: messenger RNA, 1086 nt
Organism: Camellia sinensis
Lineage: Eukaryota; Viridiplantae; Streptophyta; Magnoliopsida; Ericales; Theaceae
Molecular function (GO): protein dimerization activity
Source: RefSeq, a predicted model, not a curated record
AUGUACAAUGAAUUUGUGUCAUUGAAGUUGCUUUCGGUUGCCGAAACACGAUUUGCCUCCACAAUUGUUAUGCUCAAGAGGUUAAAGCUUAUAAAACGUGGUCUUCAAGCAAUGGUAAUUAGUGACAAGUGGAAUUGCUAUAGAGAGGAUGAUGUUGGGAAGGCAAAAUUUGUGAAAGAAAAGAUUAUGGAUGAUGUGUGGUGGGAUUACAUUGAUUAUAUUCUUUCCUUCACGGGUCCUGUAUAUGACAUGCUUAGGGCUUGUGAUACGGACAAACCUUGCCUUCACUUAGUAUAUGAUAUGUGGGACUCAAUGAUAGAGAAAGUGAAGAUGUCAAUUUAUAGGCAUGAAGGGAAAAGAAUAGAUGAGGAAUCUACAUUUUACAAUGUGGUGCCUCAAAUUCUCGUGGAUCGUUGGAAUAAAAACAAUACUCCUCUCCAUUGUAUGGCACAUUCAUUGAAUCCAAAGUAUUAUAGUGAUGAGUGGCUCCAUGAGGAUCAAAAUAGAGUUCCUACACAUAGGGAUGAAGAGGUGACACGUGAGAGGAACAAGUGUUUUAAGAGGUAUUUUGAAGAUAUCACGGAGCGAACCAAGGUGAUAACUGAGUUUGAAAAAUUUUCGAGUUAUGUUGAAGCAUUCUCAGAGCAUGAUUCCAUUCAUAAUAGGUGGCACAUGGAUCCUUAUACUUGGUGGUGUGCAUAUGGUGCAUAUGCACCAUCUCUUAAAAAACUAGCUUUGAGAUUGUUUGUGCAACCUGCCUCUUCAUCUUGUUGUGAGAGAAAUUGGAGUACUUACUCCUUUAUUCACUCAGUGAGAAGGAACAAGAUGGUCCCUCAACGCGCGGAGGAUUUGGUGUUCAUUCAUAGCAAUCUUCGUCUUUUAUCAAGGAGGAGCUCCCAAUACUUGCAAGGAGAGACAAAAAUGUGGGGUAUUGCCGGAGAUAACUUUGACUCACUUGAUGAUAUUGGAAUGCUUGGGAUAGCUAACCUCUCACUUGAUGAACCGGCUAUGGAGGCGGUCCUAUUUACAGAUGAAGGAGAAGAUGGAGGCGGUGGUGAAGAUGUUGUAAUAGUUUCCUCUACUUAG